AUGGCAAAACUGGACAAUAAUAAGUUAGUUUCUGACAUCACUAUUCCUGGUACCCAUGACACCAUGGCCCUUUAUGGAGGAUCAAUGGCAGAAUGCCAGUCAUGGUCACUAGAAAACCAGCUGAAGGCUGGGAUACGCUACUUGGACCUCAGAGUGUCUGGCUUUAAAUUAAAAAUUAUGCAUGGAAUUGUUUACCAACAUACAUCAUUGUCAGACGUUCUCAGCACAAUCAAGCAGUUUUUACAAAAAUCAACAAAUGAGUUUGUGCUUGUCAGAAUUAAGCCAGUUUUUCCUUCCAAGAAAAGUGUUCAGAAUUUAGUUGAGGAUUUGAUUGGAAAUGAUAACAAUAUCUGGAAAGAGUCUAAAAUUCCAACGGUUGGUGAAGUAAGAGGAAAGAUUGUGUUAGUUCAGAAAAACGGAUUUAAGCUGGGUAUCAGUUUGUCUGAAACAGACAGUAAAGGAGAUUAUAAAGUAACUAAAAUUGAAGACAAGAAGAACAAGAUUAUAAAGCAUCUGGAAGAAGCUGAUAAACAAUGUAAAUCUAAAAUUAAAGAAAAAAUGAGUCUGGUCUACUCAAGUGGCACAAGCUUAGGUACAUAUAUGGGUAUUUGUUUAUUGCCAAAUGCAGUGGCAAGGGAAAUCAAUCCUUGGUUAUAUGAUCAACUUAAAAAUCAAUUUAAUAAGAAUCCCAAGCUUUGUUUUGGGAUCAUAGCCAUGGACUUUCCAAAUUUUGACUUGAUUGAUAUGAUCAUCAAAUUCAAUACCUAA
This is a messenger RNA of Carassius carassius (crucian carp), 768 nucleotides long. RefSeq names its product 1-phosphatidylinositol phosphodiesterase-like. The coding region runs from base 1 to 768 and encodes 255 amino acids. Gene Ontology annotation, molecular function: phosphoric diester hydrolase activity. Lineage: Eukaryota; Metazoa; Chordata; Actinopteri; Cypriniformes; Cyprinidae. Gene Ontology annotation, biological process: lipid metabolic process. The transcript has a single exon. The record is from RefSeq and is a predicted model, not a curated record.